AUGGAUUCACAAAACAGCUGGAGUACUCCUCCAUUGUGUGCUAAAGGUUGCGGUUUCUUUGGCUCUUCAGAGAACAAAAAUAUGUGUUCAAAGUGUUACAAAGAUUAUCUCAAAGAAGAGGUAACUGUUAAUACUGCCGAGAAAAUCUCAGAACUUGUCACCAGUACCCCAUCAGUUGAUGAUAAGAGCCCAGCUGAUGAUGAUAAGAGCCGAGCUGAAACAACUUCAACAAGUAAUGCUACUGCUUCGAGCUCGACUAGGAAGAGUACUAGAUGUGAAGGCUGCAACAAGAAAGUUGGCUUGACAGGGUUCAAGUGCCGGUGCGGGAAGACAUUCUGCGGGAAGCAUAGAUAUGCUGAAGAGCACUCGUGCACAUUUGAUUUCAAGACUCUUGAUCGACAAAAUCUGGCUAAGCAAAACCCACUUGUUGCUGGUGCCAAAACGAGUGAUACCCACAACUUGGAUGAGUGA
This is a messenger RNA of Dovyalis caffra, 471 nucleotides long. NCBI's taxonomy places the organism in Eukaryota, Viridiplantae, Streptophyta, Magnoliopsida, Malpighiales, Salicaceae. The record is from the annotation of a GenBank genome assembly.